UUUAGUUUGUGUGAAAAAUGCGGUUGAUAACUGUGGUCUUGUUCCUUGUUUUAGCCCAAAUCGAAGCCAAAACGUAUUAUUUUAAUUUGAAUAAAACUACAAAUGAGUUCAUGGUUCGGAAUCGUGUCAAUUUUAAUCAAACGAAUUAUCCCGCAAUUCAAAUAAGUGAACUCAGGAAUAAUAGGAACGUCACACGUAAAACUGCCACAAAUACGAAUGGCACUAAACCCUACAUUCACCCACUUUUAGACUCCGAAUGGAACUACAAUUGGACCAACAUCACCCGAAAUAAACUACCAUCAUACAUUUACAAAUAUUACGAAGCAUAUUCGCAAAAUGUGGCAGCUCCUGUUCACAUUCUCUUCAACGCAAAUCCGCUAAAUUCAACCAUAAUCAAAUUUAAUUCGAGUAAAUUGGACGUUGCGGAGGUUGAGUUACAUUUCUACCACAAAGUUGAGGCCAAUUUGACACAAAAAUCGCUAAUUUUGCGCCUUUAUCAAGUCGAAAAUGAUAUCAAUGAAACGGCUUUGAUAAAUCCAGAUUCACACAAACUGCUCAAUGUGAUUUACAUUUAUCAAGCUGAAAGUGGCUGGCAGGUGUUUAAAUUAACCAAAUCGUUGCAUAAUUGGAUAAAAAAAACAACGGAUUUGUCGAUAUUUAUCACAAUUUCGAAACCAAACGACGAACAAUUUAAUCUUUUUAACGACAGUAAUAGAAACGCGUUUAGGACUUUUCUUAUAUUAAAAUCAGAAUCGCCGAGAAGUGAUGGAACAAAUGAUGAAAUUACCGAAAGUAACGCUUGCAGAAGACAUGAUUUAUACGUCGACUUCCAAAAACUCAACUGGAUGAAAUUUAUUAUAUCACCAGCUGGUUAUAACGCCUACAAUUGCCACGGCACGUGUUAUCAAACCCACCACUUACCAAACCAUCACAAAACCACAAAUUUCUUUCCUGAACUGGGGCGUAAAAGUCCCUGUUGUGGCCCCACAAAAUACGCUCCUCUCCCUAUAAUGUUUUACGAUAGAUUUGGCAAUGUUAUGAUCAAGUUUUACGACGAAAUGGUAAUUUCGGCAUGUGGUUGCAGAUAAACAGAUUUAACGCAAACGAUGACUUUAUUAAACAAUUAUACAAUGUGUUUGAAAUUAAAAAAUACUGUAACAAAAAAAUCAA
This is a messenger RNA of Tribolium castaneum (red flour beetle), 1170 nucleotides long. RefSeq names its product derriere protein. Gene Ontology annotation, cellular component: extracellular region. Gene Ontology annotation, molecular function: cytokine activity; growth factor activity. Bases 18 to 1088 code for a protein of 356 amino acids. The transcript has 4 exons. NCBI's taxonomy places the organism in Eukaryota, Metazoa, Arthropoda, Insecta, Coleoptera, Tenebrionidae. The record is from RefSeq and is a predicted model, not a curated record.